GCAAAUUGCCGAACAGAGCUGUUUAAUGAACUCAUUUAGCUCCGGUCACGACUCCUGCACGCAUGACAAAGGAGACCGCUGUGCAGGGUCCCAGCUGUCCGCCGCUAUCUGUCGCUUUAAGAACGAUUUCCCCCCAUUGUCAAACAGUCGUGAGCAGGAAGACGGAAACGAAAGCGGCUUUGGAAGAGGGGCCAGACGUAUUUAAACACGAUGCCGCAGAGUAGCGUAGACCGCGGCUUCAUGUGGAGGAGCGCGUCUGAACGGGGGCCAGGGAGAGGAGGCUGUACGCGCCAGUGACCUUCUGAUCCAAAUCGAUGGCAUUUGAAAAGCAGGCGUGCAGUUGUGAAAGUCGCCGCGGGAGAACAGAUCGCACUUGAAAAGAGGUGCAGCGCGUCCGGGGAGCCCUUGCAGGUAUCCUGUCAUCGAGAAGAGUAGAAGCUGGCUUCGGACUCCGCAGCGUGCGCUCGAUCAACUUGGAUAUCUUAUUUCUCAUAUUUGGGAUGUCAUCCACACCCAUUGAGAGGAAGACUCUGGAAGCUAACGAAGAGCCAGUAGAUGAGGUUCUCCAGAUGCCACCAUCUCUCCUGACAUGUGGUGGGUGCCAACAGAGUAUUGGUGACAGAUUCUUCCUGAAAGCCAUAGAACAGUACUGGCACGAAGACUGUCUAAGCUGUGACCUGUGUGGCUGCCGACUGGGAGAGGUUGGCCGUAGGCUCUACUACAAACUGGGGAGAAAGUUGUGCCGCAGGGAUUAUCUCAGGCUUUUUGGUCAGGACGGGCUCUGUGCGUCCUGCGAGAAGAGGAUCCGUGCAUUUGAGAUGACGAUGCGUGUGCGGGACAAGGUGUACCAUCUGGAGUGCUUCAAGUGUGCAGCCUGCCAGAAACACUUCUGUGUGGGCGACCGCUAUUUGCUCAUCAACUCAGACAUUGUGUGUGAGCAGGACAUCUUUGAGUGGACGAAACUGAACAAUAACGGUAUAGUGUAGUAGACUCUAUCUCCACCACACCGCGGUGAAACACUAUACGUUUAGUAAUCAUGGAAUGACUUUUUUUUUUACAGAUAUGCAGGCUAUGUUUGGCCUUGUGCAGGUUUUGUCAAUCAAAAAGGCUACACCAGCAACGAGGUAAAAUAUAGCAAUGCAGUUCUUUAAGUCAUGUUUCAUCCUCGAAUGCAAAAAUGACAACAAUAGCUAUACAUGCAAUAACUUCCCCUUUGUUAUACAUAGCACCAUUUUAGACUUUUAGUGCAAAUAUUAAAGCUACAACUCAGAAGAAAAUUUGUUUUUGUUAACUCAUUGCUUCAUGAUACUGGUAACCGUAGACAUGUUUGACCACUCCGACUCUCAGAGAUCCGUUCAAAAUGAAAGAGUUGGUGCUGGGUUUUUUUGUUUUUGUUUUUUUUGUUUUUUAGUCGGCACCUUUUUUCACUGCCGAAUAUAAGAGCAUGGUUGUACCUGAGUUUUACCUAUUGAUCUAGUUUCUGUUGGUAAAGGUCUCCUGUGAGCUUGGUCCACCGUAUGUGCUUGUUAGCCACAGAAAAUUUGCUUGUGCAAACUUGCUGGUAUCUGCUUUCUUCUGAAUUUGGCAGAAUUAUUUUUGCAGGAAAGUCCUACCCGACAGUAGCUGUUAAAAUAAGAAAAUGCAAAAGCAAUCAUGGUUUGGAUAUUUGCCGAUUAGCUUUGUAUCAAACAUUCCAGCGAGUGAAAAUAUCAAAAAGGGAUUUUUUUUUUGCAUGUAAAUCUUCAGGGUUGCAGCUUUAAAUCUGUGAAGUUUAUGAUAGUCACACACUGUUACAUCACUUUUUAGAUAUUCAAGCUUGAAAUGUUUGUUGAUGUUUUGAUACAUUUGUAAAUGAAAUGAAAUGUUUUACCUGGGUAGUAUGUGGAGUUCAUUCUGAGGCUGUCCUGAUCAGAGUGACUCCGGUGUACUACCAGACUGGACUGGUUGCAUGGCCACUGACAGAGGGGAGGGAUCCCUUUGCAGUACAUGGUGGCUUAAUUUUCAAGGAUUGCUGUAUCACUGGGAGAAAAAACAAAAACAAAACAUUUUAGAUAUGUGCCAAGAGUUUUUGAAAAUAUAAAUAACUAUGAUUUAUUAAAUAAAGUACAAUCAAGAGAAACCUUUG
This is a messenger RNA of Lampris incognitus (smalleye Pacific opah), 2125 nucleotides long. RefSeq names its product LIM domain only 2 (rhombotin-like 1) (gene lmo2). Gene Ontology annotation, biological process: positive regulation of transcription by RNA polymerase II. Gene Ontology annotation, molecular function: DNA-binding transcription factor binding; transcription coactivator activity. The transcript has 4 exons. The record is from RefSeq and is a predicted model, not a curated record. NCBI's taxonomy places the organism in Eukaryota, Metazoa, Chordata, Actinopteri, Lampriformes, Lampridae. Gene Ontology annotation, cellular component: nucleus. The coding region runs from base 501 to 986 and encodes 161 amino acids.